AUGAUGGACAAUUGCGUUGACGGUGGCACUGGCGGCGACGGCAGCUCACAUCUGCGGCGCUCUACUACGGCAGAGCCCCGCUACGGUGUUUGCCGUCGUGGUGACGGGGACGAUGACGACUACGACAAGGGCAGAUCAGUCAGUGUGCUUUCACGACUGUUGAUGACUCUCGGGGGUUUCUCAUGGAGCGCACCAACGCAGGAGGGAGGCGGCGGUCGUGCCCCCACCACCACUGCUGCUGCUACUACUCACCGCCGACGUCGCGGUAUGGUGACGGCGAGAACGCUUCUCAGUGACGGCGCUCGCAUUUGCUUUACUUUUCUCUUUUGCUGUUGCUGCUGCCCGUUUACGAAGAAGCUGCUCGGCGAGACUACGCGGCGCCGCAACAGCGUUAUUGUGGCCACCGAGAACACCGCUGAAAAUGCGAUGCUCGUCAUCCGCCGCACGUGGGAACGACAUCGCGGCCUUCUCGUUACCUUCGCUAGCGCAUAUGUUUUUCUCCUGUGGUGGGUUGGUUUACCGCUUGCCCAGACCGCCGUUGUGUCUCUGUUGGAGAGCGAAGAGUUGUUCAUCGCGCGGCUGCAGUAUGUCGGGCUGCCAGACGCGCUCCAUCCACCGACGCACCCAAUGGCGGUGCUGCUACAGCAACUAGCUGUGCCACCAGCAUUGAUGUCGCUGCGCCGGGUCUCAGUGCUGCCUCGCAACGGUGGCAGGGGCGGGGCUGCUGAAGCGAACCCUGAUGCGAGCGAGGGCAUGUCUAAGUCCGUGCGGCAGCAGCUCUUUGACCGCUACCGCACGCGCAGCGCCGCGUUAGCCAUGGAGGGGCUGCGCUUGUCAUACACGCAACGACAUCCGCGCCUCUUCUUUAUCCGUUCCUCUCGCACUCUGACGGCGUCGCAGGUGCCGUCGUGGACAUUGCAUGUGGUGGAGGAUGGCUGCGCCGAGUGCCUGCAGGGUCAAGGGUAUGCGGAGGCGGUGAAAGGGAUGGCCGUUGAACUCGACCAAACCUCACCACGCACCGCAGAAGACGAUAGUGUCUCGCGCGCGGCGCCGUCGCAGGUCCAGGGAGCGGUGUUUGCCACGUCGAACGCGCCACUGGGCCGCAUCGGGCCGAUGCUGCUGGCGAUGGCGAGCGUGACGGACGACGUGGAGGUGGCUGCGGAACUGCGCAAGUGGCGCUGGCUCGCGCCGGUGAGGGCUAGCGAGGUUCGCAAGGACUCGCCUCGUGCGCCACGUGGCUCAUUCAAGUGCGCGUCCUCUAAACCGUAUCUGGCGGUGCUCGGCAUCCCCUCCACCGAUCAACCAGCGCGCGUUGCGUUACGUGAGGCGCAGCGGCAGACUUGGUUCACGUACCAUGAGGUGGCACGCACCGAGACUGGUUUUGAGGGGGCGCUACUGCCGUUGUACAUCUUCGGGGCUGUAGAGUGGCCUGCUCCGACUCGGCAGCCUACGGGUGCGCCGGUGACGCCGAGCGCCCGCGACGACGGCGAAGGGACCGUCCGUGGAGGAGGCAAGGCCGCUGGAAAGCCUGCGCGCCUUGAUGCCGCUUAUGUGAGUAUCGACACCCAGCGCCUCAGUACCGACCCCUCACUACUCCUGCCGCGCAUCGACGAACUCACCGCCGCGGUGGAGCUUCGGACGGCAACACUCGCUGCAGCUGCCGGGGCUACCAUCGCCGCCGACCAAGACGCUCCGCUGCUGGAGAUGCCUACCGUCACGCAGCGAAGGCGUCGAAUGACACUGCGGCCUUCGUGGCGGAAUGAGCGCUCGACUGACUCGCCCUGCGACGCCAUCGUGGACCAAACCGUGAGGAUGACGGCAGCGUCGGCGACUCCGCCAUCGGUGCCGCUUCUGCAGGUGGCGCAGCACCUUUCCUUGCCUGUUGCGCCCCUUGUCGCAGCCCCCGCGCGCUUUGUCUGCUACGCAUCGUCGGCCCUCUGGCAGGAGGCGCUGGAGCGUCGGGAUAGCCUCUGGAUCGACAUGCUGACGGACCGGCGUCCUGCCACCGGCAAGACCGUCGGCGGGGAGGGCAAGUGGGGGUUGAGGGUGGAGGUGGGUAUGAGCCAAAAGCUGAUCCUGUGGCUAAUGUACGCCUACUGUACCUUUCCGGAAGUGCCGUUCAUUAUGAAGGGCGACGAUGAUACGUACAUUAAGGUGCCGCAGUACCUGAGCGACAUCCGCUACCUGCAACGUGGCCGCAAGACACGCGUGCCACCGCCGCACGACGUUGAUACGGAACACGCCACCGUCGAGAACGCACAGCUCGUCAAGUCUACAGAGGAGUGUGUGUACUGGGGCAGCAUGCGGCGCUGGAACGGCGAGGUGUACUUCAGUGCCGGCAUGCUCUUGCUGCUUCACCGUCGGCUUGUCCAGACCGUCGUGGAGGUACGCACGGAGUUCAACAACGAUGUGCUGUACCUCGCCGCGGCUGACUACAGCGCCGCCUACGCCCAUUCCUACUACGCGAGCAUGAUGGACCACGAGGACGUGAUGCUGGGCAAGUUACUGAUGGAGCGACGCUUCCGGGCAGAUCGGCUGUGUCCGUUUCGGCGCCACUGGUACGUUUGGGAAGAUCUGCAGCGUUUUCACGAUCUGCACCGCGGCCGCGUGCGCAACGUGACGUGGGCGUCUGUCGCUCUGCACCGGUGCCGCCCUGCGGAUGCGCAUUACCUGCACUACUUCUUUGCCCAGGAGCACCGCUACAGUGGCAGCGGGGUAGCAGCUGAAAGAUCUGCUGAGGGAGGCCAGGAAGGCGAUGCAAUACCACGCAACGAGCGUGCGGAGCGCGCGGCACGUCAGGCUGCGCAGAGUUGGGUGGCCGACCGCUUGCGACCGGUACUGCAGGCAAGCGGCAACGUUGCGGAGCGUGCCGCACGCAAGUUUGAUGCUGCGGCUCUUACGACAGCUGAGGAGGGGGCGGGAUGGUCCAGUCUUCCCGACGUUCUCUGGGCGUUGCAGAGGGAUUGCAGUGUGCACACGCCGCCUUACCUCUCCACCCGUGACGGGGUGGCCAUCGACGAUGUCGAGUACGUGCCGUUCAGCGACGGCGUUCUCGUGCUGAAUGGGUGGAAGGCACGCAUUCUUUUAUGA
Messenger RNA from Leishmania major strain Friedlin, 3090 nucleotides. It is a transcript of the gene SCGL, whose product is annotated as putative phosphoglycan beta 1,3 galactosyltransferase. Gene Ontology annotation, cellular component: membrane. The record is from RefSeq and is a predicted model, not a curated record. Gene Ontology annotation, molecular function: hexosyltransferase activity. NCBI's taxonomy places the organism in Eukaryota, Euglenozoa, Kinetoplastea, Trypanosomatida, Trypanosomatidae. The coding region runs from base 1 to 3090 and encodes 1029 amino acids. The transcript has a single exon.